Molecule: messenger RNA, 2388 nt
Organism: Pogoniulus pusillus (Red-fronted tinkerbird)
Lineage: Eukaryota; Metazoa; Chordata; Aves; Piciformes; Lybiidae
Gene: TMEM50B
Product: transmembrane protein 50B
Exons: 8
Coding region: 298-774 (158 amino acids)
Biological process (GO): late endosome to vacuole transport via multivesicular body sorting pathway; protein targeting to vacuole
Source: RefSeq, a predicted model, not a curated record
CCAGGAAAGAAGAGGGCGGGGCUUGCUCCGGCCUCUGCAGUCGGUGGCUCCCGGCUCUGGCGUGGGCUGUGGCACCGGGCAAUAGAGGCGCCCCGUCCUCACCCGGCCUCCGGUGACGCGCAUCGCUAGCUCCCGAUUGGCGUGCAGCCGCGUCGCUCGCCAGUCCCUGCCCACCAGCGCCAGGGCUCCGCAGGCGGAAGAGUGUGGCCCAGGACCGAGGGGAUUUAAGACUCAGCUGUUCAUGGAAAAAUUAAUGUAUAAGUACAGAAUAAGAAGGACUAUCUAAUUAUUAAGGAAAUGGCAGGAUUCCUAGACAACUUCCGUUGGCCAGAAUGUGAGUGCAUUGACUGGAGUGAAAGAAGAAAUGCUGUUGCUUCAAUAGUUGCAGGUGUAUUGUUUUUCACAGGUUGGUGGAUAAUGAUAGAUGCUGCAGUAGUUUACCCUAAGCCAGAACAAAUGAACCAUGCAUUCCAUACCUGUGGGGUGUUUUCAACACUAGCCUUUUUCAUGAUAAAUGCUGUAUCGAAUGCACAGGUGAGAGGAGACAGUUACAGCGAUGGAUGCUUAGGAAGAACAGGUGCUCGUGUCUGGCUCUUCAUUGGCUUUAUGCUGAUGUUUGGUUCACUUAUUGCUUCAAUGUGGAUUCUUUUUGGAGCAUAUGUUACACAGAACACUAAUGUUUACCCUGGAUUAGCAGUGUUUUUCCAAAAUGCGUUGAUAUUUUUCAGUACUCUGAUCUACAAGUUUGGGAGAACAGAAGAGUUAUGGGGAUGAGAGAUCACAUAGAGCAUUGUUUGUUCCACGGUUGUUAUGUCGUACUAUGAAAAAGAAGUCUGGAACACAGACACCUUCACAUUGCUGAAAGACUCGUGUAGGUUGGAGUUUUACUCUCUGUACUGUAGGAGGUGUCAUAAUCUGAGAUAGGAGUGCAGCUCAAGUCACAUCUGUUACAAAACCUUAGUUUCAAUUAAGGCACCAUUUUCUCUGUAAUCAUGGCAAGGCUGAUCAAUAGGAUUAUUUUGUUCAGGUGUAUUUUAAAAAGCUUUUUCAUAUAGGAAGCUCAAAUACAUCCACUCCAGCAAAUUCAAGAUGUAAGUGAGCCUCUGGCUUUGCUAUGUGAAGGCAUUUCUGCAGCAAAACCCAGAUGCUGAAAGCUGAGCUCUUUCUGUGAAAGAAGGAAGAAUGAUAUGAUUUUUCUGAAACUGUGAAAGAGUACCUGUGCUGCUGCCUUAGAGUAAUCUGUACUGACAGAAAGCAUUUUAAAAGGAGACUCCUCAGGCUGCUUGAUCCCUUUUAGAAGCACAUGUUUAAAAAAGCCUGUUUACUGAUUUUCCUUCAUUUGUUAUUAGUGUUUUGCCCAAAGCUAGGAUCAUCCAUUGUUCAGGAGGAUCUACUUUUGCUCCAUAUUUACAAGAUUAAUACAAUUACUCCAGAACACACAGAGGUAAAACUACUUUUGCAAGGCCUUUGCAUGAAAUGCUGAAUCAUUUUAGUACACUGCAGAAGGACUUUUUUUAUCCUGUGUGAGAUACACUUUGCUUGACAGCUGACACGGCUAUCUCCUCUGAGCCCCAGAGAGAUGGUAGCUGAAGUAGCAUGAAGAGAAAAAAAUUAGGUACUGAGAGCUCUGCAGAAAGUCUGGGUUCAUUCACCCAUGCCUCUCAAACUCUGGAAAAAAAGCUCCACAUUCACAGGCCUACCAUAGUAGAAUGGACUACUCUGACAAGCAGAAGAAAUACACCUCAAAUAACUUCAAACAAAUACAAGCUUUAAAACAGUUACACUGAAUGUAUGCUGAAUUAUUUAAGUCAAGAACUUUGCUUAAAGUACAACUUCCUGUUUAAAUACUUGGAGGAAGAUGAACAGGACUGAAACAAUGCCAUUUAGUACACAAAUGUGUGAACUACAAGGACAAAAAAAGUUCCAGGAUGACUUUUUUCAUCCAAAUAUUGCUGAAACUACAGGGGGAAAAACACUACAAAACCAAAGAGGAACAUUCCCUUAGGUAGUUUGUAAGUCCUUGAGUCAGUCUUUGCUCCUAAAACAAUCAGUGUUUGCUUUCUUAUCAGUAACCUAGGUCCCAAGUACCUCUUCCGCCCCACACAACAGCUUUUUGCUUCAAGUGAGGAACUGUUUUCAGGCCUGAUGACUUAGAUAAGCAAACAAAAGAGGUAGUCAAGGGAUAGAGACUCUUGCUGUGGUUUCCUAACAGGAUUCUAGCAACAUUUGUAUCUCAACGAUUCAGCUAAGAGGAAUGAAGUGAGAAAAGCAACAGUUGACACUAAGUGGAUUAUUUGUAUUUAAGUCUUACACGACAGCUAAUUUCAGUCAUAUUAAAAGAUCACCAAUCUUUCACAGGAGAUAUAAAAAAUAAAUUGUCUACACAUA